GCCCUUGACUCUCCAGCCAGAAGCCAUGAUGCUGUGGUUGACCCUCGCCCUCCUGUGGAGCCCCACCUGCUGGGCAGGGGCUUUGUAUGGGCAUGGAGGAGGCUCAUAUUUCAGUACAACUGAAGACAAUGAAAAUGAGAUCACCGGGAUCAGAGUGUUUAUAGGUAUUGCUGGCAUAAUUAAGAGUAUCCAGGUGAGGUUUGGCUCCUCCUGGAGUGAGAAAUAUGGAGCCCCAGGUGGGACCCCUCAGGAAUUUGUCCUGCAGCCCGGUGAAUACAUUACAGGAGUUGGUGGCUCCUACAAGCUUUUCCUCCGGCACUUGGUCAUCUACACUAGCUAUGGGCGUAAUGCCACAUUUGGAGAGAACGGUGGCAGGAGCUUUUCUGCCUUCCCUGGUGGGAGUGAGAAAGUGCUCACUGGAGUAUUCGGACAACAUAAGCUUCUGGGUAUCUCCAGCAUCGGCUUUGACUGGGAUUAUCCAAUAGUACAGUCGACCUAUAAUCAAGAAAGUACUGCCUUAUCCCGAUAAGAGCUUGAAGAUGUGUCUAGGAAAUGAGCACUCCUGGGACCCCAGGGCUGGGCUGUGUGUUACCCUGCCAAGGCCAUCUGGCUGGUGGUGGGCACAAGGCAUCAGGGACCUGAGUGCAGCCCUGAAUCAGAAUCCACCAAUA
This is a messenger RNA of Odocoileus virginianus texanus, 671 nucleotides long. It is a transcript of the gene ZG16B, whose product is annotated as zymogen granule protein 16B. The record is from RefSeq and is a predicted model, not a curated record. NCBI's taxonomy places the organism in Eukaryota, Metazoa, Chordata, Mammalia, Artiodactyla, Cervidae.